This is a messenger RNA of Hibiscus syriacus, 1252 nucleotides long. Its product is annotated as AUGMIN subunit 2-like. The record is from RefSeq and is a predicted model, not a curated record. The transcript is spliced from 8 exons. NCBI's taxonomy places the organism in Eukaryota, Viridiplantae, Streptophyta, Magnoliopsida, Malvales, Malvaceae. Gene Ontology annotation, cellular component: mitotic spindle microtubule. Bases 176 to 1042 code for a protein of 288 amino acids. Gene Ontology annotation, biological process: spindle assembly; microtubule organizing center organization; microtubule nucleation.
GAAAAACUGAAAAUUUGAAAAAACAGUGAAGUAUAGACACUUAGACAGAGGCCGGCCUGGCAAAUCUGGGGACUAGCCGUCCGUUCAAAUUACCAACUUUGGCUUCUUGUUAUAGUACUUUGGAAGUACUUUCAGAUCUUGCGAGAGACAAUAAAAGGGAGCGUUUGGGCGUGAAAUGUCGACCGAUACGACAUGGGUCGGAAAGAAGCCAUUGAGGCGCAUCGGAGGAAUGUCCGAUGCUCUAUCGAUUGCCGCCGAUCUUGGUUUCUCUGUGCCCCCUCCUCCUUCUCAGGAAGACGUGCAAAACUUAUCAUCUGCUACUGGAGAAAAGGGUGAUGACUUAAUAAAGGUAUUAAGAGAGCUAACCACUGCACAGAGAAAAAUAGCAGAUUUGCAAGUUGAACUCCAAGGCCGAAAGGAUGAUAAAAAUGUUGCACACCUUACACAUGUGAGUGAAAUGGAAAAGAAGUGUGAAACACUGGCGAGGAUUACUACUAUAUUGAAAGAUGUUAUUCAAAAUAAGGAUCGAAUUAUAGCUCGUCUGCAACAACCAUAUUCCCUGGAUUGCAUUCCAGUGGAAGCAGAAUAUCAGAAACAAUUUUCUGAACUACUAAUGAAAGCUGCAAGUGAUUAUGGUGCAUUGACAGCGGCUGUUACUGAUUUCCAAUGGAGCCAGAACUUUAAGGAGCCUCCUUCAGUUUGGGGGGAGAUGCUCCGUCCAAUUCCUGUUGCUUUAGCCUCCUGCACCCGAUUCUUCGAGGCCAUGUCAGCAACAAGAGAGUCGUUUGCAACGCUUCAAAAUUUGAGAGUGGGUAACUCUGCAACCCCGUUGUCAACAACACCGGCCAAGGAUCCCUCGACUCCGCCCGCUUGGAAGAACGAAACAAGUUUUGAUGACUUGGCUAUCAAAAGCCUAAGAAGCCAAGAAACUGAAUGCCAAGAAGCAGACAACGAAAAUAGCGAGGUGGGGGACUUUGAUCCGGCAGAUGUUUCCAGCCACAGGAGAUUGUCUUGGCCUCCAGUUAAAAAGAAUGGCCUUUAAUCUCUAUCCCCGUCUUGUAAGCAUUUGUUUGACCUCGUUGGUUUCCUCUGUAGUCGAUAAUGGCUUCAAUUCAUAGUAGUAUUGCUUGCUUCAAAUUUGUGCAAAAAUUAACAGUGAGUCUGCAUAUUAUGUUUCCAUUCACUGUACUGUUGUUAAACCAUGCAGCAUGGGAUUUGAUGUCAAUACUAUUAUUAACAGAAGUAUUCUUAA